This is a messenger RNA of Adelges cooleyi (spruce gall adelgid), 1847 nucleotides long. RefSeq names its product dimethyladenosine transferase 2, mitochondrial (gene mtTFB2). The record is from RefSeq and is a predicted model, not a curated record. Gene Ontology annotation, molecular function: rRNA (adenine-N6,N6-)-dimethyltransferase activity; mitochondrial transcription factor activity. Gene Ontology annotation, cellular component: mitochondrial matrix. Lineage: Eukaryota; Metazoa; Arthropoda; Insecta; Hemiptera; Adelgidae. The coding region runs from base 166 to 1425 and encodes 419 amino acids. The transcript is spliced from 7 exons. Gene Ontology annotation, biological process: rRNA methylation; transcription initiation at mitochondrial promoter.
AAAAGAAUUACAUAUUUAUAUAAAAUUUAAAAAUUGUACUGACAGCAUAGUGCUGUUGCCGGUUGUUCAUUGAUUAAAAGAUGAUUGUUAUUUAAGACUUACAAAAAACAAUUUAAUAAACACAAGAUACAAGUAUUACUAGUCAAAUGCGUUUUCCAUAAAACAAUGAUUUUUUUUAAAAAUGUGUCAUGGUUUACCCAGACAUCAAUUUUGAAGUGGACCUGUGGAAAACGGUCGUGCAGUAUUAGUUCGUCGUUGAAAACUGAUUUGCUCAAUAAUGACGAAGGUGGAAAAAGUACAUUGUACAAAUGUCGCAAAUAUCCAGAAACUAUGUUUGUUCAUUGUCCUGAUGUAGCAGAUGCAGCGAGAAUAAUAUGUUCAAAUUUAACCAAAAGCAGUAAUGGCGAACAACUUAGAUUAAUAGAAGCCAAUCCUGGACCGUGUUUGAUUUCACAUGAAAUUUUGAAAAAUACAAAUCAUGAUAUGUGUAUUUAUGAAAAUGACUCUGAAAUAUUCAAAGCAUUUUUAUUAGAAUUAAUAUCAAAAUACGAUGAUAGAAUUAGUUUGAACCGUGGAAAUUUGCUUUUGCUUUGGAAAAUUGAAUUCCUAGAUAGAGUUGAUCGUGGUAACAGGGUUUCAAAAUUUUUAUCAGACAUCAGACUACCUUCACAGCCGUGGCAAUCAGAAAAUAUAGGGACAAGAAUAAUAGCUGGAUUGCCGAAUAGGAAAUUUCUCAAUUAUUUGAUUUACAGUUUUGUGUUCCAAACGAGUUUGAUGACUUACGGAAGACCCGAGUUUUAUUUUUUUCUUCCGCCAUCAUUAUUUAUUAGAUAUUCUAGUGACCCAGUAACCGGUGAAAAGUAUUACAAAACACAGACUAUACUGUUUCAGUCUUUUUUCGAAAUUGAGUUAUUGAAAACUUAUCCAAGAUCAGCUUUCUUACCUCCAAAGCCAACUAAAUCGUCAAGUAAAAAGUCUCGCUUUAAAGAGCUAAAAGAAGUUGACGAGAAGUCUAUUAUAUUAGCUCGAGUGGUCGGGCGCAGCGAUAUAUUGGGAAAAACCGGUCUUACGGAAGAAUUACUAAAACCCUAUUGGUAUUUUGUCAAGCAUCAUACACUGAGUCGCAAAAACUUUGUUAUACCAUUGAUGGAACAAUGGAUACCUGGCUGCGGUCCACAUUUCAUUGCUCAAGGACUUACAAUAUUUACACAGUUUGGAGAUUUAACACCUAAUCAGAUUUUGAAAAUAUUUUUGACGUUUGUCAAGUUGCCAGAAUAUAAAGAUUCACCAUUCUUAAAUUCUAUGGAAAUGAGAAUUGCAAAACUUGAUCCGUCUUCUUUAUCAAUGUCUGAAAACACUAUUAGCGAUCAUUCAGAAAAUAAAAUAUCUUCUACAGAAGUGGAGGAUCUGAUUGACAAAGACUAAUGAAGAUUAAUGUAAAAAUUAAAUGUUAAAAGUUCACUAUUUUUCAAUUAAAAUUAUUAUUACACUGUCCAAAAUUUUUUUAAAAAUUAUUUAUAAUAUAAUAGUAAUUGGCAUUAUUACUGAAGUUUAGUGAUGUCAAAAACCACUACUAAAAACUUAAUUUCUCAAAUUGUUGUUGUAUACAAUAGAAACAAUAGCAAUUAUAACUCUAAUUACUAUACUCUGUUCAGAAUAAGAACGCAUUAGACAACAACCAAAGCAGAUUGAUAACUAGUGUCAGUCAGUAGUAGAUGGGUAAGAAGUGAUGAUGUUUCUUUUUGGAGUGAAGUUUUUGAAAGUUCAAAAUGUUUAAUAACAGACAAUGUUGGAAUGUGAGCAUAAAUUGAGUUGAAUGGUGUUUUGAAACUUUCCUAUUCUAUUUA